AAUAAUUGUAUGUGUGUGAGACAGAAUCAGACAGACAGACAAGCCAGAUGUGUGUGUGUAGUCGUGGACGUGUGAGAGAAUAAGAGGAUCUGUGGGAUCGUUCCCUUUAUAGGGCUAGGAGGAGAGACAGCCAGCCUUUCAGGUGAAACAAGGGCUUCGUUCUUUCUUGAGGGAAUAGGGCAGGGGCGAACAGCAGGACAUUUUUGGCGAGCCCAUCUGAACACAUGGCAGUUACAUGUGUGAAAUUUUUUCCUCCUGUCACUUUUAUGGGAAUCCAAAGUAUGUUAUGUCAUGUGAACUAUUCUACGUGUAAAACAAGAGUGACAAUCGGGCAGGGAUACCUUCUGUUAGAUUUAAGAGGAUAUUGUUGUUCCAUCCCAUUGCUUGCGCUUUUCUGUCUUUCCUUUGGAAUUGUUUCUAAUCUUCUUUAGACGUCAUCUGGUGAACUAAAGGUGCCCUAGAGAGUUGUUUCUGACCUUCCUUGGGCCAAGUCAGGGGUGCUUCUUCUCAGAUACUUUUUACCACAGUAUUUGACCCCUUUAAAAAUUCAUUCCUCUAAUGUUUUACCUUUUUAAGGUUUUGUUUUUCUGGUUGGUUUAAAAGAAACGAAUCUGUCACUCUGGUACUAUUUUCUGCUAGUUUGCCGUUUUCAUGGGUUCACCUGUCAGUCGGUCAGCAAGGAUUUGUUAAGUGCUUACUGACUUUCUUACACUGUUCUAGGUUUCCAAAGGAUGUAGGGGCAAAAACAACUCUCCUUGGCCUCAAGGAAUGUACAUUCUGUUGGGUGGGGAGGUGGAGAAUCAAUAAAGAGGAAAUGUGGGAUAAUGGUUUUGGUUCAGAGGUCCUCUGUUCAAAUCCUACUGUGUGAAGAGAUUAUUGAUAAACUCUACAGAAACUAAGAACCAAGAGUUUGCAGCCUAACUUUUAUACUAUCUUUGGUGAACUUGAAUAAGUCAAGUUACCUCUUCGGGCCACAGUUUCUUUACUCUUUAAAAUAAGAUGGUAGAUGGCUUAGGGAGCCCUUCUACCUUCUAAAAUCUAUGAACCCAUGGUUUUUGGUAAGUACAAAAUAUAUACACAUAGAAGGCAAUUUCAGGAUAGAGGGGCACAGCAGCUUGGGGCAUCUGGAAUGGUCUCAUGACAAAGGUGGCACUCAGGAAAAAAAAAGGUUUUAAACCCUUACCAUCUGUCUUAGUUUCAAUUAAAAACAAAAACCACCAAAAAAACCCAAGAAGACACUCUUACCUGCUGUCUUAGGAUCAGUACUAUAUAUUGGUUCUAAGGCAGAGGAGGGGUAAGGGACAGGCAAUGGGGGUUAAAUGAGUUGCCCAGGAUCCUAUAGCUAGGGGAAAGUGUCUGAGCCCAGAUUUGAACCUCCUGACUAUUGUGCUACCUAGCUGACCCUAAGGUGGCACUAAAUUUGAGAUUGUUGGAAGAGAGAUAUUCCCAUAUAGAGAAGAAAGGAGGGAAAAGAUGUAAGACGUGAGGGAUAGCCCAGGCAGUGGCAUCGAUUGGGGAGUGACAGAAAAAUUGGCUCAUUUGGCUGGGGCGGAACAAAUGUGAAAAGGAUUCUAUGCCAAGCUUGGAACACUAUGAUGAAACCAGAUAGCAAAGUGCUCUGAUGGACAAAUCGAGACGUUAAGGUCCAUUUGAGAGGCAAGUAGAAACCCUGGAGCUUUUCAAGGAGGCAAAGAAGACAUAGCCACAAUUACGAGUUCAUCUGAGAAUGAUGACCGGAGUGGCUCCAGUUUGGAGUGGAGUAAAGAUGGAAGCUUAAGAAUUGGCGUCCAGCAAGGAAUUCUUCAUGAUCGGAGGGCAGAUAACUGUUCGCCGGUGGCAGAAGAGGAGACAACUGGGUCAACAGAGAGUCUGCCCAAAGCAGAAGCAUCUGUUGGAGAUGGUCCUGUUCCAUACACACAGAACUCCAGCUCCCUAAUAAUGCCACGGCCUAACUCAGUUGCAGCAACAAGCUCAACAAAGUUGGAAGAUUUGAGCUACUUAGAUGGACAGAGGAAUGCUCCCCUUCGGACCUCAAUCAGAUUGCCAUGGCACAAUACCGCGGGAGGUCGAGCCCAGCAAGAAAUUAAAGCACGGUUUGUCCCUUACAAGCCACAAGACAUUUUGUUGAAGCCACUGUUGUUUGAAGUGCCAAGCAUAACAACAGAUUCUGUGUUCGUUGGAAGGGAUUGGCUCUUUCAACUGAUAGAAGAAAACUUGAAGAAUACAGAGUUGGCAGAAAAUAGGGGAGCAGUCGUUGUUGGAAAUGUGGGAUUUGGGAAGACUGCAAUUAUUUCUAAGUUGGUGGCACUUAGCUGCCAUGGGAGCCGCAUGAGACAGAUUGCUUCAAACAGUCCCAGUUCAUCGCCUAAAAGUUCUGAUCCCUGCCAGGAUCUUCCUUUCACUCCAUUGUUCUCACCCAAUGCUUCUACGGGUGCUCCCAGUGCUGUGAAAACCCCAAGUUGUCCUGGUACUCCUGAGCAUCAGAGACCAGUAGAUGGUGCCUUGAGAUACCUUGCCUCCAAGGUGGUGGCCUAUCACUACUGCCAAGCUGACAACACCUACACAUGCCUGGUCCCCGAGUUUGUGCACAGCAUCGCCGCGUUGCUGUGCCGGUCGCACCCGCUGGCCGCCUACAGAGACCUGCUGAUCAGAGAACCGCAGCUCCAGAGCAUGCUGAGCCUGAGGUCGUGUGUUCAGGACCCGGUGGCGGCCUUCACCAGAGGAGUCCUGGAACCACUGGCAAACCUGAGAAAUGAGCAGAAAAUUCCAGAGGAAGAAUACAUUAUUUUGAUAGAUGGCCUAAACGAAGCUGAGUUUCAUAAACCCGAUUAUGGAGAUACACUUUCUUCAUUUAUUACCAAAAUUAUUUCUAAAUUUCCUGCCUGGCUGAAGUUGAUUGUAACUGUAAGAGCAAAUUUUCAGGAAAUCAUAAGUGCAUUGCCAUUUGUCAGAAUUUCAUUAGAUGAUUUCCCUGAGAACAAAGAGAUCCACAAUGAUCUGAAUGCCUAUGUCCAGUACAGGAUCAACAGUAGCCAAGAGAUCAUCAACAACAUUUCUCUGAAUGGGAAAGCGGAUGCUGUCAUCAUCGGGAAAGUGAGCAACCAUCUGGUCAUGAGGAGCUUGGGGUCUUACCUGUACCUGAAGCUGACAUUAGAUCUCUUCCAAAGAGGACAUUUAGUGAUUAAAAGCGCAAGCUACAAAGUUGUGCCUGUGUCUUUGUCGGAGCUCUAUUUGCUCCAGUGUAACAUGAAGUUCAUGACCAACUCUGCCUUCGAGAGGGCACUUCCCAUUUUAAAUGUGGCUCUCGCAUCCCUUCACCCCAUGACAGAUGAACAGAUUUUCCAGGCCAUCAAUGCUGGUCACAUACAAGGUGAACAGGAGUGGGAAGACUUUCACCAAAGAAUGGAGUCCCUUUCCUGCUUCCUGAUAAAAAGGAGGGAUAAAACUCGCAUGUUUUGCCACCCAUCCUUCAGAGAAUGGCUCGUUUGGAGAGCUGAUGGGGAAAACACUGACUUCUUAUGUGAGCCAAGGAAUGGGCAUGCCCUUCUGGCAUUUAUGUUCUCCAGACAGGAGGGAAAGUUGAACCGCCAACAAACCAUGGAACUUGGGCAUCACAUUCUUAAGGCACAUAUUUUCAAGGGUCUCAGUAAAAAAACUGGAAUUUCUUCAAGCCACCUUCAAGCCCUGUGGAUUGGGUACAGUACUGAUGGGCUGUCGGCUGCUCUUGCAUCCUUGAGAAAUCUUUACACUCCCAAUGUGAAGGUAAGCCGUCUCCUGAUCUUGGGAGGAGCCAAUGUAAACUACCGGACAGAAGUUUUAAAUAACGCCCCAGUGUUAUGCGUCCAAUCUCACCUUGGCCAUGAGGAAGUGGUCACUCUCCUGUUGGAAUUUGGAGCUUCCCUGGAUGGGAUGUCAGAGAAUGGCAUGACUCCACUCUGCUAUGCAGCAGCUGCUGGCCAUAUGAAUAUAGUCUCUCUGCUGUCCAAAAAGGGAGCAAGGAUUGAUCACCUGGAUAAGAAAGGCCAAUGUGCAUUAGUACAUAGCGCUUUAAGGGGACACUGCGACAUCCUGAAAUACUUGCUCAGUUAUGAUUGGGCAGCAAGUAUUCAUCAGCAAAAUGUGUUAAGGAAAAGCCAGGCACUUCAACAGGCAUUGACUGCAGCAUCUAGUAUGGGUCACAAUGGGGUAGUCCAGUGCUUGCUGGGAAUGGAAAAGGAAUAUGAAGUAGAUGUCAAUGGUACAGACACAUUAUGGGGAGAAACAGCUUUAACAGCUGCUGCAGGAAGAGGGAAGCUGGAAGUGUGCGAGUUGCUGCUUCAACAUGGAGCGACUGUAGCUAGAACCAACAAAAGAGGGAUCCCGCCUUUAUUCUGCGCUGUGCGUCAGGGCCACUGGCAGAUCGUCAGGUUGAUGUUAGAACAUGGCUGUGAUGUGAACUCAAGUGACAAGCAGGGUCGGACACCACUAAUGGUGGCUUCUUGUGAGGGUCAUUUGAGCACAGUGGAAUUUCUGCUCUCCCAAGGUGCAACUAUUUCUUCUCUAGAUAAAGAGGGACUGUCAGCAUUGAGCUGGGCAUGCCUGAAAGGCCAUCGAGGAGUCGUUCAGUACCUCGUGGAGAAGGGAGCCACCAUAGAUCAGAUGGACAAAAAUGGGCGCACACCCCUAGAUCUGGCAGCAUUUUAUGGUGAUGCAGAUACCGUGCUGUAUCUUGUAGAGAAAGGAGCUAUCAUUGAGCAUGUGGACCACAGUGGCAUGCGCCCUUUGGACAGAGCAAUUGGCUGUCGAAACACGUCUGUCGUGGUCACGUUACUGAGAAAAGGAGCCAAAUUAGGAAAUGCAGCUUGGGCAAUGGCCACUUCCAAACCUGAUAUUUUGAUUAUACUUUUACAGAAGUUAAUGGAGGAAGGAAACGUAUUGUACAAGAAAGGGAAGAUGAAAGAAGCAGCCCAGAGAUACCAAUGUGCCUUAAGGAAAUUUCCUCGUGAAGGUGUUGGUGAAGACAUGAAAGCAUUCAAUGAACUACGGGUUUCCCUCUAUCUAAACUUGUCUCGGUGCCGAAGGAAAACAAAUGACUUCGGCAUGGCAGAAGAAUUUGCUUCCAAGGCUCUGGAACUGAAACCGAAAUCCUAUGAAGCCUAUUAUGCCAGAGCCAGAGCAAAGAGGAAUAGCAGGCAAUUUGUGGCCGCUCUGGCUGAUCUUCAGGAGGCUGUGAAAUUGUGUCCCACCAACCAAGAAAUCAAGAGACUUUUGAGUCGCGUAGAAGAGGAAUGCAAACAGCUGCAAAGGAGCCAGCAGCAGAAGCAGCAGUGCCCCAGCUCGGCCCCAGCCAAUGACUCUGACAUUGAGGACGAGGCCCCUGCUGCUGAAGUGGACGAUCCCUUUCCCACAGAGGAGGUGGAAGAGGAAGAGCUGGCACAGCCUGUGAGGCCUCAGCCCUCUUCUUCAGCACCUGCUCCCUAUAGUAGGACACUUCAGGAAGGACUACAACCCAAAGCAAGACCAGCCUCACCCCAGAAUAGGCCAGUGAACAGUAAGCUCCCAAGGGAACCAGUUGUUCAGCCAGGGCUGAUAAUGCAGCCUACCAAGCGGGCCCAGAUUGUGAAAACCAACCAGCACUUGAGUUCUCUUCAGGCUAACCUGAGAACUGGAACAGGUCCUAAUGGGGUGAAGAGUCAGGCUUCUUCCCAGAACCCUCCCCCAAGCCCCAUGCCCGGGAGGUCCCCUGCAGUUCUUACAAACAGAGGCCACCAUUUAGAGGGGACAGGCUCUUUCGCUGCAGGAGCUAACUCCGGCCUGUACAGUGACCGGCUGGGCAUCACCCAGAAUGCACAUCUGCAGCGUGGUGAGGGUGGCUCUGCCUAUCCGUUACCAAGCAAGGUUAAAACUGCAGAAAGGCUUCUAGCUCAUGCUUCCUUAGCGAUGGAUGUAGCCACUCCAAACCAAAAUGUGUCAGUGAAUUGCAGUGAUAUGAGACAUGUAGGUUCUCUGGCCAGUUCAGCCUCUAAUGGUUCUCCAUCUGGCAGCAUGAAAAUGUCCAGUUCAGCCAGCAGUUUAGCUUCAAGUAGUAGUUUUUCAGAUGGUUUGAAGGCCCAAGGGGCAGAUGCAAGAAAUAAGGAGAAAGGGGUUAAUAACCAGGUUCAGAGUGGUACGGCUGAGCACAGACCACGGAAUACUCCAUUCAUGGGGAUCAUGGAUAAGACUGCGAGAUUCCAACAGCAGGGAAAUCCAUCCAGCCGUACCUGGCACUGCCAGGUGACUGAGGGGUUACUGACAAACCCAUCUGCAGCUGGUCUGCAGUCUUCACACUGUGAGCAGCCCUCUGUCAAGCAGGCAGGUGGAUACAAUAACCAAACUAAAAUGUGUUCUGCUCCCCCCCUGGGUGGAAUUGUCCACAAUGGGGCCCAGUUGAAAGAACUCGAGGAAAACAAGUGCCAAAUACCAGCCCAUUGUCAAGACAGCCGGAGAGGCAAGAAUGUCUCUCAUUUGUAUCCGGAGACCAUCUCUAAACAACAGCCCCCUAUUAGUAAGGAAGCCCAUCGGAGUCACAUCACUUCAGCAAAACCAAAGCGGUCAUUCAUAGAGUCAAAUGUGUAAACAGAAAGGGAAAUGUUGUGUCGAACAGACAAAACAACCUACUGGUUCUUGGUGUAAAUGACUCAUUGUGAUUGUUUAUUUCAUCCUAGAAAAUGAGAGCUUUUUAGUUAAGGUUUUUGAUGCUUUCUCUGGGGCUCAUGUGAUUGGGUACUGACCAUCAGUGAUGUCAAAGAGAGUAGAAUAAACCACUUUAAAUGAAUCUAAGUCACCAUGAACAAGAGUGUUAACUGGAAUGUCUAUCAGAGCUGGAAAAAAAUUGACACAAAAUUUGUUAACCUGUGACUGACUAUAAAGUUACAAAAUAGAGAUAUUUAGGGAGAUGCUGCCUUGUGUCCCUUGCUUCUCUAAUGAGACUAUUUAUAACAUUCUCUUUUCUGGGCCUUUGAUGUGAUGAAAAAUCCCCAGUAUUUAUCUAAGGAAUAUUUACACUUUCACACUUCAUGUGUGAGGAACUCUUAAAUCUGUAGGAAAAAAAGCAGCAAAUACACAUGACCCAGGGCUGUAGAUAAGCUUUCUGAAUAAGGAGUAUUAUACUAUAUUGAUGGUUAAUAAAUCCCCAAUUUAAUACAUAAGAUAUGGCCUAGGAAUUCUAAAUCAUUUCUUAAGUCACUUAGAGCUGAAUAUGAGGUGGGACUAUAAAAUAAUGUAUUUGCUUUUUUUUUUUAAACAAACAUUCAGAUAACUGUCUUCAUUAAGGAAGCCAGCUUGAGACACUAUUCAUUUAUUUCAAUAAUGCUGUCACUGUUUGGAACUUUUUGGGGGACUGCUCUUUCAGAACCGAAUGGUGAGCACCUAACUGUCCUCCCUGAAGGCUGAUCUUCAUCUUUUGAGGGUGUUUGAGUUUGGGGGGCAGAGUAGGGGUGGAAAUAGAACUCAAGGUGAGUACUAUCAAAGCUAGUGAGGUUGUUUUGGCUGGAAAUAAAGGAUAGCUAUAAAAGAAUGCAAAUCUCUCUAUCUGCAAACUGAGUUAUGUAUGAAGGUGAUUCUAGAAGGAGGAUUCGGGAAACAUGAACAGUGGCAGCAUCUCCGAGAUGAAGUCCCAAGGUGACUGCUUUGAAGAAUAAAAAUUCACUUAGGCAUUCAAAUUCUGCUCAGUUGAUAAAAUCACUCUUUACAGUCACACCCUCUCUGAAUAUAUAUGUGUAUACAUAUAAAAGGUAGCCAGGUUUUACUUAAACAUGUAAAUAUAAUUUUAUUUUCAAACAGUUAAUCCAAAAAGUACAGCCAUAGGUUUGCAUGUUGUUUUUUUUAAAGCUUCGACCAUGCUGAUUAUUGCACUGAAUAAUAUAUUAUGGCAUGUUAAUAGUAUACCAGUAACCGCACUUUAUAUAGUUUAUAUAAACACCUUUAAGGUGCUAAAGUCCAAAAUUUAUGUAUCAUUCAUUUGUGGUGAUAAGGUACAGGAAAAAGGUGUUUUUAUAUGAAAUAUGAUGUGUUAUUUGAAGGUUUUGCUAUAACAGUUUGAAAGCAUUGGAUGUGUAUUUGUUUUAUAGGAUGGGGUGUGAAAUUUAUUUUCCAGAGUUGGGGAGAAGAAAAUUCUAUAUUUCCAGAAGUGUUUUCAAAAUGAAUAGUUGUAUUGAAGUUUCUGUGAGGGUCUGUUUUGUACAAGUUGGAAUAUUCCAUUGUCAUUCUUCAGCAUUUGUUCUGUGUGUACAGUGUGUACUUUGUAAAAAAAAAACACAGCUUUAUCCAUUUUUACAAACUUUUCAUGAGUCUGCAUAUAAUUACUUUGGCUUAUUUAUUGUUUGAUAUUUGUAUGUCUUAUUCUUUUGUUAUGUAGUUUGUUUUUGCACAGCUACUGUACUUUUCCAUAUGGAAUAAAGACCAUUAAUAUAGUUUGCUCCAAGUUGAACAAAAA
Messenger RNA from Monodelphis domestica (gray short-tailed opossum), 8452 nucleotides. NCBI's taxonomy places the organism in Eukaryota, Metazoa, Chordata, Mammalia, Didelphimorphia, Didelphidae. The record is from RefSeq and is a predicted model, not a curated record.